AUGGCUCACGAAAGCUCGAGGCAGGAGAGGCAGGAAAGGCAGCAGCGAGACCGUGGAGUGACCCGAUCCAAGGCAGAAAAGGCACGGCCACCCAUCGUGCCAGUGCCACAGGUGGAUAUCGUGCCUGGGAGGCUCAAUGAGGCCGAGUGGAUGGCGCUUACGGCUCUCGAGGAGGGAGAGGAGGUGGUGGGUGACAUCUUGGCGGAUCUGCUGGCUCGGGUCAUGGAUUCCGCCUUCAAAGUCUACCUGACCCAACAGUGCAUUCCAUUCACCAUCAGCCAGGCCAGGGAGGCCAUGCUGCAGAUCACUGAGUGGCGCUUCCUAGCCCAAGACAAGGGAGAAUCUGCAGUGGCUGAGGACCCCACAUGGGGCGAGGAUGAGGAGCCAUCGGCGUGUACGAUAGACUCCUGGGCUCAAGGUUCAGUGCCAGUGCUGCACACACCCACCUUAGAGGGCCUGCAAGAGAACUUCAAAGGCGAAGACCCCGGGAACGUGGACAGGAUCGCUUUAGAAAGAUCAUGGAUGGGUAGAGGCUCCCAGGAGCAGAUGGAAUCUCUGGAGCCUUCUCCGGAGCUGAGAGUCACCCCAGGCGCCCCUCCCACACCGGAGCUGUUUCAAGAGGCAGAGCCCAGAGGUCCUUUAGAGGAAUCGGACCCACUCGUCGCCAGGUCCUUGAACGAGAGCUUCCAAUCAUCGGUGGAGGUGGAGUCUGCAGACAGUCCGCGGCCUUCUCUGGAGCUGUCCCUGGUAACGAGCUCCCAGGCCGCAGACCAGAGGGUACAGCCCCUCAGCUCCCAGUUGUUGGAAGACCCCAGCUACGGCAUGCCCCAGCUGGACGCAGCUAGGGACCGGCCGGAGCCCAAGACAGAGGGGGUACUCCGCGUGGCCUCGGGCGUGUCGGUGCCAGCUAGGGACAGCCCCACCCGGCUCAGUCCCUCAGUGUCCUUCCAGUCGCAGCAGCCCUGGCGCCCGGAUGUGCGGCCGAGCGCGCCUCCCUACGCAGUGGGCCAUAAGGCGGCCGUGCGCCUGGACCCCACGCGGUUCCCGCGCCACUGGGUGCGCCCCCUGGCCGAGGUCCUGCUCCCAGACUCCGAUACGCGCCCCUUGGAAGCCUACCGCGGGCGUCAGCCGGGUGAGAAGACCGAGGCCCUGGUGGAAUCCCAAAGCCUUAGCCAUGGCGACCGCGUCUUCCGGGCAAAGUUCUUUCCUUUCCGGCCUGACGUUCCUUUCCGUGCCUUGGGCCCAGGCCGCCGACCCCAAUCCCCCACUUUAAAAUUACGCCUACCGUCGCUAUCCUUCGGGUCACAGCUGCCAUUCCCCAGCCCCGGGCUGCAUUUCCUCACCCGGUGCCCGGCGCUCCUUGAUGUGGCUCGCAGCCCCAGCCCCAAGCUGUGGCCCAGUGCCAAGUGGCCCAGCGGCUGGGAGGGGGAGGCCGAGCUGCUGGGUGACCUGUGGGCUGGCCGGACCCGUGUGUCUGCACAGGGCCUGGAGCCCACAGACAGGGAGGAUCAGGAUCAUCAAAGAUGGCUUCAAACUACACCCCACGUCCUCGAGGCCACGUCCCAGGUGAUGUGGAAGCCCAUGUCACUGCCAGAAGCCAUGAAGCUGGCCCCUGGUGUAAGCAUGUGGAACCCAAGCACCCAGGUGCUGCUGAGCUCUGCCGUGCCCCAGGAGGAGGACAAAGACAGCAGCACCUUUCCUCCCAUUGACCAGCACCCCAUCCAGACAGGUGCGCCAAAGCCCCAGGUGACCGUGGCACAGCUAAUGAACUCAACCCCCAAAGUGUGGUCGAUCCCUUGCAAGCCCCUGCCCCAUUCUGAGCCCUGA
This is a messenger RNA of Propithecus coquereli (Coquerel's sifaka), 1827 nucleotides long. Its product is annotated as chromosome unknown open reading frame, human C2orf81. The record is from RefSeq and is a predicted model, not a curated record. Bases 1 to 1827 code for a protein of 608 amino acids. NCBI's taxonomy places the organism in Eukaryota, Metazoa, Chordata, Mammalia, Primates, Indriidae. The transcript is spliced from 4 exons.